Molecule: messenger RNA, 1026 nt
Organism: Raphanus sativus (radish)
Lineage: Eukaryota; Viridiplantae; Streptophyta; Magnoliopsida; Brassicales; Brassicaceae
Product: transcription factor bHLH79-like
Exons: 2
Coding region: 154-498 (114 amino acids)
Source: RefSeq, a predicted model, not a curated record
AAACUAAACCUCACUUCCUACUUCUUCUUCUUCUUCUUCUUCUCUCUCUCCAACUCAUAUACACACAGCCCUAUAAACUACACUUCCUUCCUCACUUCUCGGAUCCUGGUUCUGUCUGAAUCUGAGUCAACCCUUUUUCGAAAAUCUUUGGAGAUGGAUCCUCCGCUAGUGAACGAUUCAUCCUUCUCCCCAACGAAUCCUUCAUCUUACACUCUCUCCGAGAUUUGGCCCUUCCCCGUAAACGACGCCGUUCGCUCCGGUCUCCGUUUAGCUGUCAAUUCCACUCCCUCUGAUAAAUACGUCUCCAUGGCUGCUGCUGCUGCUGCUGCGGCGGCGGCGGCGGCGGAGGAAUCAACGGUCACGGACUUAACUGCAGGCUGGGGAGGAAGAAAGGCUCGAGCGUUGAACUACGAGGAGGACGAAUCUUCGAAGAUGGUUUCUUUAAGCAGCAGCGGUAAUGAAGUGCUUGGCGAAUAUGAUCCACAAAGACAAAGCUAGUCUUUUGAUUUGGCCUUUCAGGGAUCAUUGAUUAGUUUAUUGGCUAGAUGUCUUAUCCAUUGACUUUUUUUGGAUUGAGCUCGAGACUUUUAGUUUCAUAGAUGAAGUGUAUGGACUUAGGAUCUUAAUCUUUUCUAGUAUCUGUUUUGCUAUUGUACUAAAAUAUACUAAUUUUAUCUCUAAUAUAGUGUAUUUUUGUCCACUAAUAAUAUACUAGUGAAUUUUUGGAAAAUUGAAACCAUGCAGCAUGUAGAAAAUGAUUAGUGAAACUAAAAAAAUACAAAGAACGAAUGGAGCAAAAAAAAAGAGAAUAAAAGAUAACUAUAAGGUGAAGAAAAAUUAGUUUAAAGUAUAAACAAAACAAAAACAUGAUCAAAAUAACAAGUGGCAGGAUUUAUGUUUUGUUUAUAGCAAGUUUCGAACUCAUCUGGUUAGACGUAUGUUUUCAGUUAAGAAGCUAAGUCAAUGGACCAAAACAUAGUUUGGAUAUGUGGCCUCAAGGAAGGGAAGAGCCUGCGAGUCGGAUUU